AGUUUGCAUUUUAACGGACUGACAUCAGAUUCCUUGUGUUUGAUUUUGUCCUUACCGCGGUAUAGUUUUCCACGCCAGUGAAUUCGGUUUAUAAUGCAGAAGAGGAGGAAGCCAGACCCCAUUCAACUCAACCCGAUUCCUGAUGGCAACGCUAUUAACGGAACCGGUGCCUCAGAGACGAAUCUGGAGGCCUUGCAGAAGAAGCUGGAAGAGCUAGAGUUGGAUGAGCAGCAGAGGAAGAGGUUGGAAGCGUUCCUCACGCAGAAACAGAAGGUUGGAGAACUGAAGGAUGAUGACUUUGAGAAGAUCUGUGAGCUGGGAGCAGGAAAUGGAGGCGUGGUCUUCAAGGUCUCGCACAGACCCUCUGGACUCAUCAUGGCUAGAAAGCUGAUCCACCUGGAGAUCAAGCCGGCCAUCCGGAACCAGAUCAUCCGAGAGCUACAGGUCCUGCACGAGUGCAACUCCCCUUACAUCGUGGGUUUCUAUGGAGCUUUCUACAGCGACGGGGAGAUCAGUAUCUGCAUGGAGCACAUGGAUGGUGGCUCGCUGGACCAGUCUCUGAAGAAAGCUGGGAAGAUCCCAGAGCAGAUACUGGGAAAAGUCAGCAUUGCGGUGAUUAAAGGCCUGUCCUACUUGAGGGAGAAACACAAGAUCAUGCACAGAGAUGUAAAACCAUCCAACAUCCUGGUGAACUCCCGAGGAGAGAUCAAGUUGUGUGACUUUGGUGUGAGCGGGCAGCUAAUCGACUCCAUGGCUAACUCAUUUGUGGGAACUCGGUCAUACAUGUCUCCGGAGCGCCUGCAGGGGACCCAUUAUUCUGUCCAGUCUGAUAUCUGGAGCAUGGGCCUAUCCCUGGUGGAAAUGGCCAUUGGGCGUUUUCCCAUCCCGCCGCCUGAUGCUAAGGAACUGGAGCAGAUUUUCGGUUUCCCUGUAGAAGGAGACUCUUCAUCCAGUGAGGCCUCCCCUAAACCAAGGCCCCCCGGUCGGCCUGGCAGCUCAUAUGGCCCUGACAGUAGGCCUCCCAUGGCUAUCUUUGAGCUGCUAGACUACAUUGUCAAUGAGCCACCACCCAAACUUCCCAGCUGUUUUGGUGCAGAAUUUCAGGACUUUGUUAAUAAAUGUUUGAUCAAAAACCCUGCAGAGAGAGCCGACCUUAAGCAGUUAAUGGUGCAUCCCUUCAUUAAAAUGUCGGAGGCAGAGGAAGUGGACUUUGCUGGCUGGCUGUGCAGCACCAUUGGCCUAAACCAACCUGUAACUCCCACCCACAGUGUGGGGAUGUAA
Chanos chanos (milkfish) is the source of this 1281-nucleotide messenger RNA. It is a transcript of the gene map2k1, whose product is annotated as mitogen-activated protein kinase kinase 1. NCBI's taxonomy places the organism in Eukaryota, Metazoa, Chordata, Actinopteri, Gonorynchiformes, Chanidae. Gene Ontology annotation, molecular function: protein kinase activity; ATP binding. The transcript has 11 exons. The record is from RefSeq and is a predicted model, not a curated record. Gene Ontology annotation, biological process: protein phosphorylation. Bases 94 to 1281 code for a protein of 395 amino acids.